GUUUUACACACACAAUUUGGCUGAUUAUCAAAUUGCCAGCUAACAAAUUUACAAUGGAAUUUAUGUUUGAGUCGGAGCUCAGCAAUGAUUCAAAUUCACAUCAUCAGGAAACUACCGAAGAGUCCAUCACUGAUGAACAUGAGAACCUUAUUGAUGAGGCCAUUAAAAAUAUUUCUAGAAAUUUGCGAAAAGGAGAUUGGACAUAUUUGGGAAGACAUCCAGAGGUACGUGCUAUAAUUCGCGUGAUUGUAAUGCAAGCCGUUAAAGAGAAACCCAAAAACAUUUUUGCUUUUGCGGCUGAUCUGUUUAAUAUAAAAAAACAGAAAAAAAUGAAAAAAAUGAUCAACAAGCAGUUGAAAUGGGUGAAUAAUCUGAUCCAUAAGGGCGCCUGGACAUCUGUCGAUGGAUCUUUGUUGUUCCCUGAAACCAGCUCCGAAGAUGAAAUGCGCGGAAAAUGCAUGUCCACUUUCACACGGACCCCUGAGGUGUUAGAGGUGAAAAAUAUGUGCCGGGAAGAUUUCAAGCCAAGUUGCUAAAUUUAUUGAAAAAUA
Molecule: messenger RNA, 551 nt
Organism: Drosophila hydei
Lineage: Eukaryota; Metazoa; Arthropoda; Insecta; Diptera; Drosophilidae
Exons: 3
Coding region: 54-536 (160 amino acids)
Source: RefSeq, a predicted model, not a curated record